Messenger RNA from Pollicipes pollicipes, 363 nucleotides. Its product is annotated as larval cuticle protein 65Ag1-like. The record is from RefSeq and is a predicted model, not a curated record. Gene Ontology annotation, cellular component: chitin-based extracellular matrix. NCBI's taxonomy places the organism in Eukaryota, Metazoa, Arthropoda, Thecostraca, Pollicipedomorpha, Pollicipedidae. The transcript has 2 exons. Gene Ontology annotation, molecular function: structural constituent of chitin-based larval cuticle. Bases 1 to 363 code for a protein of 120 amino acids.
AUGAAGCUGGUUCUCCUCGCCCUGGCGGCCGGCGCCGCGGCCGCGCCGCCGGAGGUACGCAUUCUGAGCCAGAAGUUCGAACGGGACCCGGAGGGCAACUACGAGUACGGCUACAAGCAGGACAACCGCCAGAGCGCCAGCGAGGUGGGCCGUGUGUCCCCCGGCCCGGAGCCGGGCACCGGCACUCUCAGCCAGACGGGCAGCUUCCAGUUCGUGGGUGAUGACGGCCAGACGUACCGAGUGUCGUACGUGGCGGACGAGGGUGGCUUCCAGCCGCAAGCGGCGCACCUGCCCGUGGCGCCGACGCAGAUCCCCGAGUACGCCCAGCUGAGGAUCGACCACCCGGAGCUGUUCUGGGCCUAG